This is a messenger RNA of Daldinia caldariorum, 2033 nucleotides long. RefSeq lists its product as uncharacterized. The transcript is spliced from 2 exons. The coding region runs from base 392 to 1903 and encodes 503 amino acids. The record is from RefSeq and is a predicted model, not a curated record. Lineage: Eukaryota; Fungi; Ascomycota; Sordariomycetes; Xylariales; Hypoxylaceae.
GUCUCUACUGUCACUGCACACUUAUAAGCCGACUUCAUACUUUUUUUAAUUCUUUUUUUAAUUCUUGAGAUUGGGUUACAUUACGCCAUCGCCCUGAACUUUAGGCAUUAUUCCCCAGAUUUCUCGGCGUUACCCAGAAUUUCACGGCGCACAAAGAAAGAGAAGAAAGAGGUGACCGCCACCCGGAUGCAUUAGUGCCAAGUUCAGGUCCAAGUUCCGGUUCAGGAUUCAGGUUCUACCUUAGAUUUAUCGGCAUUGAGCGGCAAGCGAAUCGCAAUCGUUCCUACCUCAAUCCUCUGAAACUACUCUGACGACGCUAUAAAGACGCAAGGAAAGUCACACAACGUAGGAGGAUCCACAGGUCUAAGUGACCUAAAACAAUUUGGUCAAAAUGCCACAUCGGGUUGUAGACUUUUUUAGGUCUUCAAACGAUAGUAUUCACAGCAUUAAGGCUUCCGUACAGCGGAGGAGUAAUCCCAACUCGCGAUCCGCCUCAAGAGAACGGCCAGCCAUAUCUUCGGUACUCGAAGCCGCCGUCGAUCAUACUCAAUCCUUAAUUCCCGCCGCACUUCCGGCAAAGAUGGCCGAACCUCUUAAGCACAAGGACUCUCAUAAUCACCAUCGUCUGAGCUUUCCCAGUUUACAUCUUGGCGGUUCCAAAUCGUCAAAGGAACCACCACAAAAUCCCAAUGCGUCCCUAGACUGGAAAAUUGAGUCGCCACCCGUUGUCAUGCACGGCGAGCCGGAGAACAGCACAGGCGCAUUGGUUUCCGGCCAAUUAUUACUUGACGUCAAGGAGGACGGUUUCGAAGUUGAUCACUUCACCGCCACGUUAAAUAUUCGCGUCAUACAGAAGAGACCGUUUGCAGGUCAUUGCCAGCAAUGCUCGAAUCAAACAACCGAGCUCAAGUCUUGGACGCUCCUGAGCGAACCAACAGUUUUAUCUAAGCGCGUGCACGAAUUUCCCUUCUCUGUUUUAUUAGAUGGGCAUCUGCCUGCGACAACAGACAACUCGGUUGUUGCCAUUCGAUAUGACUUCUUUGCGGAAGCAACACCCCGAACAGGGCCCACCAUCAAGCUCACGAAAAAUAUUGAAGUCAAACGAUCAGUUCAAGUACCAGACCUACCCCAUCACAGCAUUCGCAUUUUCCCACCAACCAACAUCGCUGCUAGUGUGCACUUUACCCAAGUCAUACAUCCCCUUAGCACUAACACAUUCACCCUACGUCUUGACGGCAUUGUCAAGCACAACCCCGAUGUCAAGACCGUAGAGUAUUGGAAGCUGAAAAGACUUUCGUGGAAGCUAGAGGAAAAUAUGGAAACCGUCGCACCUGCAUGCGAGAAGCACUCGCCAAAGGACCCGGAAACCGGCUUGCCGAUGAAGAAGGGUUCGAAGCGUAGCGACUCACGUACGAUAGCGCAUGCAGAUAUGCACAGCGGCUGGAAGGCAGACUACUCACCGUCUGGGAGCAUCGAAAUGGAAGUUCAAUACCAGCUUGCACCUAGCGCGAAAACCGUGUGUGAUAUGAAGAGCGAAGAUGGCACUCAAAUUACACACCAGCUGGUUGUGGAGAUGGUGGUUGUACAGGAAUACGCACCUACCGCUCAUCCCAAGCAUAUCACGCCGACCGGAGUUGCACGUAUAUUGCGCAUGCACUUCGGAGUCGUGAUAACGGAGAGAGCCGGCUUAGGUGUCAGCUGGGAUAACGAGGCACCUCCAAUCUACCAAGAUGUCCCGCCUUCGCCCCCGUCUUACUCGUGCGACAUUCCCUACGAGAGCAUUGACAGCGUCGAGGAUUUGACGCUAAAUCGACGGAGUCACGAUGUCGGGAGCAGGGCCCAGAGUCCAAUAUACGAAGAGCAAACACCGUCGAGUGCGGGGGCUGACGAGGCCGCACGUUAGGAUACGUCCGACCGCCGGCAUGGCAUAUUUAGACGAUGUUCGCUGUUGAAUAAGUUGAGGAAAAAAUAGUGCUGGGUUGUUUUCUUUUCUGUCAUUUGUCUUGUGUUGCGAGGAGAAAAAAAAAUUAUAC